AUGCCGGGCACCAUUCAAAAGAUCAAAACGGUGAUAGUGCCCAAGCCUCGUCACCGGUUUGCACUGCCUGAUGGCGAGCUGGCUUUUGAAAAUGUCAACCUGGCUGAUAGUAUUCUGCAUGCUGUGCCAUACUAUACCGCAGAUGAUGUCACGGUGGUGAUUCCCACGAUCCACGAAAAUUUUCAUGAGAUUCGGCCCUCACUUGAGAGCAUUCUGGCCACACAGCCGCACGAGUUGAUCAUUAUUACAACGGCCGACAAACUAGAUGAUUUGCUGAGGGUUUCAAAAGCCCUCUCUUCUCCCAGAAUUCGCGUCUUCUGCACACAGUACGCCAACAAACGCAUCCAGGUGUGCGAGGCCCUGCCCAAGAUCACGACCCGCAUCACCAUCUUGGCCGAUGACGAUGUGACCUGGCCAUCGACCAUAUUGCCGUGGAUUCUGGCCCCAUUUGAAGACACCAAGAUUGGAGGCGUCGGCACAUGUCAGCGGGUAAAGAGGGUUAGAGAGGGAGGACUUGGGCUCAGGGUAUGGAACUGGCUGGGCGCUGCCUACAUCGAGCGACGCAACUUUGAGAUUUCCGCAACACACAACAUGGACGGCGGUACUUCUUGCAUGUCAGGUCGGACUGGCGCCUACCGAUCUGAAAUUCUCCAGGACUAUGAGUUCCGUGAGGGUUUCAUGAAGGAGGAGUGGCGUGGCAAGAUCCUCAAGGCCGACGAUGACAACUUUGUGAGCCGUUGGCUUGUUAGUCACCAGUGGAAAACUUGGAUUCAGUACGAGCCGGAAUGUGAGGUUGAGACCACGCUUGAGAACAACAUAAAAUUUCUCUUCCAGUGUCUUAGAUGGGCCAGGAGCAACUGGCGGAGCAACUGGACGAGUCUAAUUAAAGAGUGUUACGUUUGGAAACAGCAAUUGUGGUGCACAUAUGCGCUGCAUAUUGCGACCUUCACCUCGCUUGCCUUUGUCUUUGACUUUCUCAUUUUGGUAGCUUUAUGGAGGGGCACUGAGUGCUGGAACCCGGUCUAUCGGAAGUUUGCUCUUUAUGCGCAGCUCGCCUUCCUAGGAUUUUCUAAAGUGGUCAAACUUGUAGGUUUGAUCCGACGCUAUCCGUCAGACGUCGUUUAUGUCCCCGUGUCAAUCCUUUUUGGAUACUUCCAUGGCCUGAUCAAGAUUUAUGCCGGUCUUACUUUGUAUAAGACCUCAUGGGGAAGCCGGAGUGACGGCGACAUUGACAUACCGGUCGACGUCCGGCCCUUUGUUGCAGAGCACAAUCGCAGGACGUCAAUACCCACCUCCAAACAUAACUAG
This is a messenger RNA of Pyricularia pennisetigena, 1308 nucleotides long. RefSeq lists its product as uncharacterized. Lineage: Eukaryota; Fungi; Ascomycota; Sordariomycetes; Magnaporthales; Pyriculariaceae. The record is from RefSeq and is a predicted model, not a curated record. Bases 1 to 1308 code for a protein of 435 amino acids. The transcript has 6 exons.